Molecule: messenger RNA, 1631 nt
Organism: Paramecium octaurelia
Lineage: Eukaryota; Ciliophora; Oligohymenophorea; Peniculida; Parameciidae
Source: the annotation of a GenBank genome assembly
AUGAUCUAAAGUUUAGGGAUGCAGACCAAAUUUCACAAAUAGAUGGAGAAAAUGAAAGGAUUUCUGGUCUCAGCCCAUAACAUAUCUCCCAUAAAUGAUGAUGAGCCUAUCAGGAAAACUUAGACUCCUUUGAUUGGUCAACAAGUUUAAUCAAUAUCUUUCAGUGAUGACGAGAUGGAGAUUGAAGACUUCAAGCAAAUAGGUGUUAAAUCCACGAAUUUCGAAGACGAGUUUACUUUAGGUAAGAAACUAGGCGAAGGCACUAAUGGUGUCGUUAGAAUUUGUUGGAAAAAAGACAAUCCUUAAUAGUAAUUUGCAGUAAAAAUAAUACAAACACCAGAUGAAGAAUAGUUGGAUAUCGUAAGACAAGCCUUCAUCAACUCUACGAUCAUCAAAAGUCCCUACAUUGCAAAAUGCUACAAAUUAUACAUUGACAUUAAUGUAAUAUACAUGGUAAUGGAGUAUGUUCCAUUUCCAAACUUACAAUCCAUAUUGCAAGAGAGAACAUAAUUAAAAGAACAAGAGGUUUAAAGAAUUGCCUGUUCUCUAUUGAAAAGUGUUAGAUGUUUGCACAGUUGCGGCAUUUGUCAUAGAGACAUUAAACCAGACAAUGUGCUUGUAAAUCAGAAGUAAAAUAGUUGUUAUUUAUAGCGAUUACACAGUCAAAUUAAUAGACUUCGGGGUUUCUAGAAGAUUUGUUACAUUCAAUAAUAGUACAUUUAGGUAUAUGAGGAAUUAAAUGUUAACUGUUACUGGUAACCUACAUUACCGAGCACCAGAAAUCAUGGGUAGCCAUAUUUAUGGUUAUAAUCAGUAAGUCGAUAUAUGGGCCAUUGGAGUUAUCAUGUAUUAAUCGCUAACAUCAGUCUUGCCAUUCACUUCAGAUAAUACUGCUGAUAUUGUUGCUUUAUUAUCCAAUAGGUAUUCUAUUUGUAUAUACACUCCAAAGUUAAUCAAUCAAUGAAGCAUUUCAAAAACCUUAGUUUCUGUCCUUGUCAUCGAGUUGCAGAGACUUAAUCAAAAGAUUAAUGAUGUGGAAUCCUUUAAAAAGAUUAACAGCCUCUGAAGCACUCAAACAUAUAUGGAUUCCCAAUAUGCAAACUCCUCAAAAACCACUUGUAAAGAAAGUUACUAAAGAUGAUAUGGACACUAGUAAAAUUAGUUAAAAUAGUGAUCUUCUGAAUAAAUCUUUAAUUAAUAGUGCUACCAUUCUGAAUUUUGAGUUACAAAAUACUCUUAUCAAAAGUAAGCAUAUUGAUUCAGUCUUGGAAACUUAAGAUAUCACUAAAUCCUAAAAAAGUCUUGGUUUCUCCAUCAAAAUAAAAAGAGAAAAAGAAAUUCAGGAUUUUAAAGCUAAAUUAAAGUAAUUUAAAUUAGAAACUUCAACUAAGAUUUACAAGAGGAACAAUUCAAAUUAGAAUAAUGCAAUUUAAUUGGUCGGAGCCUUAGUCGAUGAUAAAAUGAACAACUCAAUUAAAUUGGAUGAUGAAGAUGAUAUGUUUGGUAUCAAAGUAUGUGGAAGUCAUCACUCGCUAACAUAAAUUGAUGAACCUAUAUAAACUGAACAACAAGCACAACAUAACAAGUUGGAUCCUCAAUUACUGGAGCAGCUCUUAGAAUUUAAUUUGUGA